Molecule: messenger RNA, 1892 nt
Organism: Diospyros lotus (date-plum)
Lineage: Eukaryota; Viridiplantae; Streptophyta; Magnoliopsida; Ericales; Ebenaceae
Exons: 14
Coding region: 404-1546 (380 amino acids)
Source: RefSeq, a predicted model, not a curated record
ACUUCGAACACUAAAACAGAAAGCCAAAUCCCACAAGGAAAGGUCAAUGUGCAGCAAUGCUUAUCCGCUCUCUCUCUCUCUAAAACCUUCUCCCUCCCUCUCUCUCUCUCUCUCUAUAUAUAUAUAUAUAUAUAAUACGAGCUUCACCAGUAGUUCGUCCAUGGCGGUGGCUUCCGAAAUUUGAAGUUUGAGCACCGAACUCGGUAUAUUCCUCUUCGGAUACUCGAAGCGGCGUCGUUUCGCCUUUGUGCGGGCCACCUUUACUGCCUUCUUUCUGCAACCUUUCCCUUAUUCGUUGCUUUACGUAAACAUACUUUCUUCGGAUUCGAAAAGCCGAUUUUUGGUUUCUUCGUUGAUUUACCCUUUAAGGCUUCUCUGUGGAUCUUUUGGGGGCUCAUGCAAGAUGAAGACGUUCAAUUCUGUUUGUCUAUCAUCAGACCCAAACAGUAAAUCUCAUAUCUGCACUAUCCUCAUUACUGCUUUGCUGGUUUUUGGUGCGUGCUUCAUUUGGAGUACAUUCUAUACAAAAGAUUACAGGAUAUCACUAGGAGGGGAGAUGAAUCUCCCAGGGCAGAAUACAGAAUCUAAUAAUUGCAAGAACCUAUGCAGACCUGUUGGAAGUGAGGCAUUACCACGAGGAAUUAUUGCCAAAACGUCUAACUUGGAAAUGCGCCCCUUAUAUGGUCCUGUUGCAGAAAAUAUCGAUUCAAAGUCUACAGUAAAUUUAUUGGCCAUUGCUGCGGGAAUAAAGCAGAAAGAAGUAGUAAGCAAAAUUGUUGAGAAGUUUCUCUCUGACAGCUUCGAAGUGAUGAUUUUUCAUUAUGAUGGUGUUGUGGAUGAAUGGCGUAAUUUAGAGUGGAGUAGCCGUGUCAUACAUGUUUCUGCUAUGAAUCAAACAAAAUGGUGGUUUGCCAAGCGCUUUUUACAUCCAGACAUAGUAGCUGCAUAUAAUUAUAUAUUUCUCUGGGACGAGGACCUUGGAGUUGAAAAUUUUCACCCAGCAAGGUAUCUUUCUAUUGUCAAAGAUGAAGGACUUGAAAUAUCGCAGCCAGCACUUGAUCCUGCUAAAUCAGAGGUGCAUCAUCACAUUACUGCACGCCGGAGGAAUUCAAAAGUACACAGAAGGAGCUAUAAGCUAAAAGGCAGUGGAAGGUGUGAUGAUCAGAGCACAGCUCCUCCAUGCAUCGGUUGGGUGGAAAUGAUGGCACCUGUUUUCUCAAGAGAAGCCUGGAGAUGUGCUUGGUAUAUGAUCCAGAAUGACUUGAUCCAUGCAUGGGGACUGGAUAUGCUACUUGGUUACUGUGCAAAGAGUGAUAGAACAAAGAAUGUUGGUGUCGUUGACUCUGAGUAUAUUGUUCAUCUGGGCCUUCCUACACUCGGUGUUUCAGAUGGCGACAAUGAUCCAUCUCGUUUGCAGAGAGUUUAUGAUAGAACUGAAGUGAGGAGACAGUCUUACAAGGAAAUGCAGAUUUUCAGAGAAAGAUGGAGCAAGGCAGUUAAGGAAGACACUCGUUGGAUCGACCCAUAUCGACAGAAAAGACAUUAGCGUACAUAUAGCCAAGCAAAAUGGAAGGAUUGGUGGUACAGAAUGCCAUACACAAAAAUAGGCACAAUUCAUUUACAGAACAUGAACAUUCCAUUUUCUCAAGGGUUUUGAAAUUGCCAGUACAAUCUUUGAAUCUUCUUGACCCACCUGCAAUCAAUCGGGUUUCCGGGUUGCAGGUUCUGUUGUAUAUUCAAUGAUUUUCGGGUCUUUUAAGGACACACUUUUGAUUUUUGUGAUCUUGUUGGGAGAGCUGACUGUUACUUGUGUACAUAUAUAUACAUUUUUGCCAUGUAAUUAUUCACUUUGUUAAUUGGUUCUGUGGUGAUUCUCUCACGUGUUCAGUUGA